Molecule: messenger RNA, 1580 nt
Organism: Cyclopterus lumpus (lumpfish)
Lineage: Eukaryota; Metazoa; Chordata; Actinopteri; Perciformes; Cyclopteridae
Gene: fus
Product: FUS RNA binding protein
Exons: 15
Coding region: 117-1580 (487 amino acids)
Biological process (GO): regulation of DNA-templated transcription
Cellular component (GO): nucleus
Molecular function (GO): RNA binding; transcription coregulator activity
Source: RefSeq, a predicted model, not a curated record
GCAGGGCAGGCCGCCGGUGUUCGUGGUGCAUCCAUCUUCCUCCCGGUCCUCCGUUCGGUUGGCACACCGGGAGAUCGGCCUGGUUCAACGUUAACGGCGGUUUAUCGCUCGUCGAAAUGGCGUCAAACGAUUAUUCUCAAAUAUCUGGCCAGGGCUAUGGGUCCUAUGGAGGAGGUGGAGGUGGUGGAGGAGGUGGAGGAGGUGCCAACCAGGGCUACGGCCAGUCCUCUGGUCAGAGCUACAGCCAGCAGGGCUACGGAGGCUACAACCAGAGCGCCGACAGCAGCGCCUCCUACAGCCAGGGCGGAGGCUACGCCAGCUACGCCGCAUCCCCGUCAGGAUACGAUUCUCCACCCUCUAACCCGGGGCGCGGAGCAGGCGGAGGCCCCGGCGGUUACAACAGCAGCCACCAGCCGGCCUCCUUCUCUGGGUACGGCCAGCCUCCGUCUUCAUCCUCCGCGGGCUAUGAGGGGAACUCGCACUACAACCAGCCGCUGAGCGGCGGACAGAGCAGAGGUGGCAGCGGGGGUCAGACCGGUGGCUACGGGGGUAGCGGGGGUCACCAGCAGCCGUCCCCCCACGGAGGAGGCCACUACAACCAGCCUCCGAGCUACAGCGCCGCCCCCCCACAGGGCUACAGCCAGCCGAGCCCAUACGGUCAAGGCGGAGGAUACGGAGAUGAAAGCCCACCGCCUAGCGGAGGAGGCGGAGGGUCCGGAGGUCCCGACGGAGAUCACGGAGGUCAGGACCGCGGCGGCAGGGGACGUGGCGCCGGCGGAUUCGGAGGCCGCGGUGGCGGCGGGGGAUAUGAUCGCGGUUUUGACCGAGGCGGACCAAGAGGAAGAGGAGGCAUGGGAAUGGGCGAUCGUGGAGGAUUCAGUAAGUUUGGUGCGUCGGACUCGGACAACAACAACAACAACAACACCAUCUUCGUCCAGGGUCUGGGAGACGUGUACAGCGUGGAGUCAGUGGCCGACUUCUUCAAGCAGAUCGGCAUCAUCAAGAUCAACAAGAAGACCGGCACGCCGAUGAUCAACCUGUACACGGACCGGGAGACGGGCAAGCCGAAGGGGGAGGCCACGGUGUCCUUCGAUGACCCCCCCUCAGCCAAGGCCGCCAUCGACUGGUUUGACGGGAAAGACUUCAAUGGGACCCCCAUCAAGGUGUCCUUCGCCACCCGCAGAGCCGACUUCGGGGGCCGAGGUGGGACGAGGGGAGGCCGAGGCCGAGGAGGGCCCAUGGGGCGAGGAGGGUUCACGGGGGGGCGAGGUGGAGGUUUCCCAGGAGGCAUCGAGGGCAACGGAGGAGGAGGUGGAGGAGGUGGAGGACAACAGAGAGCCGGAGACUGGAAGUGUUCAAACCUAAACUGUGGCAACCUGAACUUCUCGUGGCGUAACGAGUGCAACCAGUGCAAAGCCCCGAAGCCUGAGGAUGCUGCUGGGAUGUCCCCGAUGGAGAGAGGUGGGACUGCAGCCCGAGGAGAGCGCAGAGGGGGCUUCAGGGGUCGAGGAGGAUACAGCCCCAGGAAGAUGGACGCCAGGGAAGACCACAGACAGGAGCGGCGGGGCCGUCCCUACUAG